Peronospora farinosa is the source of this 1740-nucleotide messenger RNA. NCBI's taxonomy places the organism in Eukaryota, Oomycota, Peronosporomycetes, Peronosporales, Peronosporaceae. The record is from the annotation of a GenBank genome assembly.
AUGAAGCUCCUGUGGAUUUUGAGUGUUGCGUUAUUGGCGUUAAUUUCAAGACUGGCUCAUGUUGAAGCUCAAGCCUGUGGUUCCCGUCUCCGUAAGGAUUGGGACAUGCUGACAGCGACGGAGAAGACGACGUACCAGAAUGCCAUCCGUGCUUCCAUGGACUCGGGUGCCUAUAUCAAAUUCGUCGAAAUGCACACGGAAAUGAGAUCCGAGAUGGAAGCUCAUCAACAGUGUAUGUUCAUCUACUGGCACCGUUUGCUGCUAAUUGCUUUCGAGAACAUGCUUCGUGGCCAAGGUGCUGCCUACGCAUGUGUCACCGUGCCGUACUUCAAUUGGAUCGUUGCGAGUGCACGAGUCACUUCGGGCGCUUGUAAUUCGUUUGGCAACUGCUUGGACAUCACAAGAGAGCUGGGUGGCUUCACCAGUGGCACACAACGUACAUUAAACAUCAACGGUGUUGACAACUCGGGACGAUGCAUUAAUACUCCCCCUCUGGAUCGCUUUUGCGAACGUAGUUCGCUUACGGGUACUGCGUGUGCCCGGUGUGUUCCUCGCAGUGACUGGUCGACAGUCCGAGUGCCUAGCAGUGCGAGCUAUGCUUCCGUUCGAGCGCAAGUCUUUAACGGUGCCAACAUCGGCGAGAUGGCGUCACUGGUCGAGCGAGGCUGCCACAACAAUGUGCACGCCAACUUGGACGGUACCAUGGGCACUUUUGCAUCUCCUGCCGACCCAAUCUUUUGGUCGCACCACGCUACAGUCGACUUGCUGCACGUGGUCUUCCACAAGUGCCGUGUCGGAACGAACCGUCUUACUUUCGAGCAGAAGGCAUCACAUCCUGUUGCUUGGAUGUCGUGCGCUCGUCGUGACUCGGGCAUUUUUCGUCCGACCGACACGCUAACCAUGCGACCCGGUGAGGAGGGCAUCAAUUCGAUCCCAGGAUCGAGUGACCCUCUAUUGGGCAGGUUUUUCGCAGGAGUCCCGAACCAAUUUGCUGGUCUAAUGGAUAUUCGCGACCUUGGCACGAGCAGCUACGGAUACGCUAUCACCGGCCAGAUAGCAACAAUGUACAGUCAGUGCGAUGCCUCGCCGACAUCUCGUAGGCUGAAGGAGACGGCUGCGACAAACACCAGUUCGACAUCGGUUAUGUGCGGCGUCGCUGUAGAUGCCGAUAGUGGAAAUGGAAACAACCACGCCUCGCAGAACAAUUUCCCAGAGACAGAUUACACUGGUGAGGAUGACGGCCACAAGGAUGUCGUCAUUGUUGACGGAUCGGGCAACCCGAUCGAUGCUGAUACGCCGAGAGAAGCCUAUUGCUCAGAUAAGUCGGAGAAACGUAUGGUGGACUGGUACGACGCGACUCUCGACGCCAUGGGUGGCGAUUCGCACGAAAACAUGGACGACAUUGAGCGCCAAGCUUGCAUGUUUGAGGACCAAUGUUUAGGUGGAACGAAGGACUACUCACCCGAGUUCAAGGCCCUUUGGAAAGUCAAGGAACCACGUUGUAAGACUAUCGUGGACGCCAUCAACAACAGGUCGCAAUCAAUUCAGUAUGAAUCGUGGCGCGAGAACAUGGAGGCUCGUUUUGGUUGCCCGGAGCCGACGGGCUCGACGGACGGUAAUUCCUACAGAAGUUCGCUGCGUUCGUCUACAAUGGAGUCCCAAGAGUCGAACGAUAUGAAUCAAUUGCUCGAUCUUUUACGCAAGGUUGAUCCAACAACGAUCAGCACAAUGGAUAACUAA